Molecule: messenger RNA, 644 nt
Organism: Panonychus citri (citrus red mite)
Lineage: Eukaryota; Metazoa; Arthropoda; Arachnida; Trombidiformes; Tetranychidae
Exons: 2
Coding region: 1-447 (148 amino acids)
Source: RefSeq, a predicted model, not a curated record
AUGAUGAACAUUUCAUUUCUAUCGGUGAUUUUAAUUCUAGUUUUUCCUACUACAGUGAUUAGUAAAGAUGAUGAUCAAACUGAUUUUACAAUUGAUUCGAGAAACUCAUUUAAAGUCAAGGUAAUUUAUUAUCGAUCAGAUGAUUUAUUUAUUAAGUUAAUUUAUCGGCAAUUAACUAGCCAAGGUAACCAAAGAUUAAAUCAAUUUAAUGAGCGACGUAAGAGACAAGCUGAUAUUGAGAAUCCUAAACAAUAUCCAUCGAAAGAUUGGAAAAGUUUUAUUGGAUCUUCGAAAAGGCCACCGAUCAGAUCACUUUCAGAUAAUUACUCUGAUCAUGGAAAGAUUGGACAAAUUCUCAAUCGAAUCAAAGACUUAGUCUUUAGAAUCAAUGAUUUUUUCAUUGGAAAUCGUAUCAAAACUAACUAUUCAACGGUAAUAAUUAGUUAAUCAAUAGAAAUUAAAAGUCCAACAGUUAAUUGCUCAAUUUUUCCUUCUUUCAGAAUUCAUAGAUGGCACUGUCUUCAAGAAACUCUUUCAAAAGUUUUCUCAACAAUUAAUUAGUUUUCAUUUCUCAAUCAUUGUAAUUAAUUAAACAAUUAAAUUAAUCAAAUUUUCUCCAUUUGAUUCUCUUAUCCUAUAACUAA